UUGAUUUUCAAAAUAGAAAAUUAACAUUUAACAGCAAACAAGUGAAUUACCUACCUACGUUUUCACAUUAAAGAAAAUGUUUGAAGAGUACCUGUACACUUACCACGAAGAAGACCUAUUCAAUAUACUAAAAUCUGAAAACAAAAAUCAACACUAUUCGUUAACAAUUAAUUUUUUAACACUUUUUGAGAAAAACGCCAAAUUAGGAGAAGAAAUUCUGGAGGACUCAAUUAAUUUGCUUGAACAGUUUGACAAAGAUUUGAUUAAUGUUCAAAAAGUUUUGAAAAAAAAUUACAAAGAUAAUUCGGUCAAACUCAGGGUUAAGAAAAAAACAUUACCUUUGUGUCCAGAACUUCAUCGUACAAUAUUUCCUCGUAAUGAAGAUAUUGGUUCAUUUUUACGUGUCAAUGGCACUGUUGUACGGACUGUUUUGCCCAAGUUAUUAGAGUACAAAAGAGUUUAUUAUUGUUCCAAAUGUAAAGAACCAUUUGAUGUUAAGAUUGAUUAUGAACAAUUUAACAAAUUAAUAGUUCCUUUGAAAUGCCCMAACUUAGAAGGUUGUCCUGGUACUAAUUUAAAGCCAUUAAAAGAUGAAGAUCAAUACAUAAAAGAUUAUCAAGAAAUUAAAAUUCAAGAACAAAUUGGUAAAGUAGGCCUUGGAGCAAUGCCUCGCUCAAUGUGGGUAUCACUAGAAGAUGAUUUAGUUGAUAAGUGUAAACCUGGUGAUGAUGUAAUAAUAUGUGGCACUGUUAUUCGAAGAUGGCAUCAAACUAUUGAAAACUCUUAUAUCGACAUUGAAUUAUGCUUCAGAGCUAACCAUUUGAUUGUUUGUAAUGAUCAACAGUCUGCAAUUAUGAUAACAGAUGAAUGGGUGCAAGAAUUCGAAAAAUUUUGGGAAGAUAAUAAAAACGAUACAUUUGCAGCUAGAAAUCUUAUUAUUGCAUCAAUUAGCCCUCAAACUUACGGAUUGUAUACUGCGAAAUUGGCCGUAGCUUUAGGUUUAGCAGGUGGAGUGCAACGGUCAGCAUCUGAAGGAGGUGGAGUUAGAGUUCGUGGUGAAACGCACUUAUUAUUAGUUGGUGAUCCAGGUACAGGCAAAUCACAACUGCUUAAAUUUGCAUGGAAAGUAUGUCCUAGAUCAAUAUUCACCACUGGAGUUGGCUCAUCAAAAGCAGGAUUGACCGUUGCAGCAUUCAGGGAAGGGUCUGAAUGGCAUUUGGAAGCUGGUGCCCUUGUAUUGGCUGAUGGUGGAAUUUGUUGUGUUGAUGAGUUUGGAUCAUUGAGGGAAGAUGAUCGUACAGCAAUUCAUGAAGCUAUGGAACAACAAUCAAUUAGUGUUGCAAAAGCUGGUUUAGUAUGCAAACUAGACACUCGUUGUACUGUUAUGGCUGCAAUGAAUCCAAAAAGUAGAUAUAAUCUAAAUUUAUCCAUWACAGAUAAUAUUAAAAUUGCUAGUCCACUGUUAAGUCGUUUUGAUUUAAUUUUAAUUCUUAUUGACACGAAAAAUGAAGAGUGGGAAAAUUCAAAUAAUAGUUUAACAGACAAAAUAUCUGAAACUAUACAAAAUAUCAAAACAAAAAAACAAAAAGAUUUUUACAAGUCUCAGAUGCACAUAAAAGAAAUAAUGAAACCGUCAACAUCUUCUAAAAAUAAGAAAAUAUGUUCUAAUUCUCCCAAAAAUACGCAAGUUAUGAUUGAUGAAGACUCUAAUGAUGAAGAUAUUUUUGUCAACAGUACCAGUAAAAAAAUAACCAACAUAUCAAUAAAAUCAUCAACCUUGCCAAUAACGGCUGUAUCACCACCAAAGCCGUCAACUCAGAUUUGUAAUAGUCCAUGUUUGAAACGAAAAACUUACACUUCACAAACACCAUCUAGUGCUAAAUUAGAUACAGGGCAAUUGGCAAGAUUGAAAUUGAGUGCAUAUAGAUGUAACAAAAAGCCAACUAAUUCAAACAGAGGUCAAGAACAAUCAAAUACAUUGAAUUCGUCAACAAUCCAAAAUGAACCAUCCUCAGAUUUGUCAAAUAUUUUCUCAUUAGGAGAUGAAGAUGAUUUAUCAUAUUUGGAUAUAGAUUGA
This is a messenger RNA of Diuraphis noxia (Russian wheat aphid), 2077 nucleotides long. RefSeq names its product DNA helicase MCM9-like. The record is from RefSeq and is a predicted model, not a curated record. NCBI's taxonomy places the organism in Eukaryota, Metazoa, Arthropoda, Insecta, Hemiptera, Aphididae. Gene Ontology annotation, cellular component: MCM complex; nucleus. Gene Ontology annotation, biological process: double-strand break repair via homologous recombination. Gene Ontology annotation, molecular function: ATP hydrolysis activity; single-stranded DNA helicase activity; single-stranded DNA binding.